CCGCUGGUAUCAUAGCAACAAGUUUCAACAAACGGGAAGAGAAAAUGGCGACGGAGAAAGAACGAGACGCUGCAGAAUAUCUGAAAAGACACCGAAUAAUGGAGCUGUUGGAAAACCUGAGCAGUCUGCUCUUCUUCUACAGACCUGAGAAUCCCACGCAGUUUCUUGUUGAGCAGCUGGAGCAGCUAAAGAUUUCUCAAGAGAGCGGGGGUCAAGGGCCAAAUCUGUUCAACAACUCCAACCUGGACGCAGUCUUAGGGAUCCUGGACCCCUCCAAUAUAAAACACAUCACUUUUGCGCAAUACAAGCACGCUCUGACCACACUGGGCAUAACAGGCUUUGAUGAAUGUCCUGAAGGUGCUAAUGAAGACAGAAUAUCCUGUGACACCUUUAAAACAGAAGCGAUGCGAGGCCUGCAGAGAAGCUCAGCAACAUAUAAACAACUGUGAAUAUCAAUGUUUUCGCCCCCACCCAGUUGAUAUUUAUGUAUCCAGUGUUAUAAUCUUGAAGUGCAUCUGGAUGUGACUGGGAGGAGUGAACUGCGUUUGGUCAAAUGAGCCUGUUUUAUUAUUGAGAUGAAACUAGUUAUUGUAUAUACUCUAAUAGGUAGUUUCAAAAAAUUCAAGUAUUGAUAGAAAUUUGCAGUGAUGGUCUUUCUUCUUACAACUGGAGGUUGUGAAGCCAAAGUAAUUCCAAAUACUCGAUUAAAAUCCUGACAAAAAUAUUUUCAAAUAUCA
Molecule: messenger RNA, 737 nt
Organism: Platichthys flesus (European flounder)
Lineage: Eukaryota; Metazoa; Chordata; Actinopteri; Pleuronectiformes; Pleuronectidae
Gene: efcab10
Product: EF-hand calcium-binding domain-containing protein 10
Exons: 4
Coding region: 45-449 (134 amino acids)
Source: RefSeq, a predicted model, not a curated record